Messenger RNA from Solea senegalensis (Senegalese sole), 6113 nucleotides. It is a transcript of the gene dyrk1ab, whose product is annotated as dual-specificity tyrosine-(Y)-phosphorylation regulated kinase 1A, b. NCBI's taxonomy places the organism in Eukaryota, Metazoa, Chordata, Actinopteri, Pleuronectiformes, Soleidae. The record is from RefSeq and is a predicted model, not a curated record. Gene Ontology annotation, molecular function: protein serine/threonine/tyrosine kinase activity; transcription coactivator activity; protein serine/threonine kinase activity. Gene Ontology annotation, biological process: protein autophosphorylation; positive regulation of DNA-templated transcription; peptidyl-serine phosphorylation. Gene Ontology annotation, cellular component: nucleus. Bases 875 to 3103 code for a protein of 742 amino acids. The transcript is spliced from 12 exons.
AGUUGCCAUGGCAACAAGCUAGAGCAUCGCCAUUUUGUCAGGAGGGUUUUUUUCCCCAGCUCAGUCUUUUCAAAUGUUCUCCCUUCCCGCCGGAAUAAUGCUGUCAGUGGAUGUAUAUUUGACGGUUUGGGCUGAACAAGCGCGUGCCGUGGAUCGGAUUAAGAAGCUCGAGGGAUCGACGGUUUGACGUGGUUGAAAUAAUUAGGCGGCGCCGCACUAACUCAGUUGUCCGUGUCUCUGGUCCACCGGGCCGGUUCACUGCGCAGGUUUGGACCGCGCGCCAUUUUGUGAAAAUUGACACAAAAUUCUUCACCAAAAUUAUCAGAGGACACGGUUUGUGCUUCGCCUUUAAAACACUCCGUGUUCGACCAUCACGUCGUUAUUAAACCAACUGACCGACGCUCAACUCGCACACAAACGUCAAAUCGGGAUUUUGUCAGAUCGUUGAUUUAGCGGCGGCUAGAAUUGUUAGCUUCAGGCUAAGCUAGCUAAUGUUAGCUGCGCUCAUUUUGUCAACUAGCUAGCGCGGCUCGCGCAGGUUAGCUAGUAAGUGAUGUUAGCAUGGUGCUAGUCACCGCGGAUAAUAAUAAUAAUAAUAACGUUAUUAAUAAUGUUAUUCCGACACGCUGGGAUCAUGAGGACCGUGUUGAAUGAGGCUGGUGAGUUGUUUUAUUAGAGUCCGUCGUUCAGAGGACGCGGAUCGGGUUUAACGUGAACAUCAGUCGCUCGGCGUCAGGGAGGGAGAAGCUCAAACUGGAUCAGUUUCCUCAUCAAACAGGUUAUUGGACUUUAAAUGAAGAUCGUGCCAUCAGAGUGGGUUGUGCUUUGCUGCUGGACUCUCCUCCCAGGAUGAUAUGAAAUUUUGCAGGAGACCAUGCAUCCAGGAGGAGAGACUUCAGCAUGCAAACCUUCGUCCGUCCGGCUUGCGCCCUCUUUUUCUUUACACACUGCUGGUCUUCAGAUGGCUGCUCCAAUGCCCCAUACGCACCAGCAGUACAGUGACCGCCACCAGCCAAGCACUGACCAAUCUGUUACGGUCUUACCGUACAGCGACCAGACACCACAGCUCACUGCCAAUCAGAGGCACAUGCCCCAGUGCUUUCGUGACCCAACUUCAGCUCCCCUGAGGAAGCUCUCCAUUGACCUUAUCAAAACAUACAAACACAUCAAUGAGGUGUAUUAUGCAAAAAAGAAGCGACGGCACCAACAGGGUCAGGGUGAAGACUCCAGUCACAAAAAGGAGAGGAAAGUCUUUAAUGAUGGCUAUGACGAUGAUAACUAUGACUACAUCGUCAAGAACGGGGAAAAAUGGAUGGACCGCUAUGAGAUUGAUUCCUUGAUAGGAAAGGGAUCCUUCGGGCAGGUUGUGAAAGCGUACGACCGUGCAGAGCAGGAAUGGGUCGCCAUUAAGAUCAUCAAGAACAAGAAAGCUUUCCUCAAUCAAGCCCAGAUUGAAGUGCGCCUGCUAGAGCUCAUGAACAAACAUGAUACCGAGAUGAAAUACUACAUUGUUCACCUCAAGCGUCACUUCAUGUUUCGGAACCACCUCUGCCUCGUGUUUGAGAUGCUUUCAUACAACCUGUACGACCUGCUCCGGAACACCAACUUCCGCGGCGUCUCUCUCAACCUCACCCGGAAGUUUGCCCAGCAGCUAUGCACAGCGCUGCUCUUCCUGGCCACACCUGAGCUCAGCAUCAUCCACUGUGACCUGAAGCCUGAGAACAUCCUCCUCUGCAACCCCAAACGCAGCGCCAUCAAAAUCGUGGACUUUGGCAGCUCAUGCCAACUGGGACAAAGGAUAUACCAGUACAUCCAGAGUCGCUUCUACCGUUCUCCAGAGGUUCUGCUGGGAAUGCCCUAUGACCUGGCCAUCGACAUGUGGUCUCUGGGCUGCAUCUUAGUGGAGAUGCACACUGGAGAACCUCUGUUCAGUGGCGCCAACGAGGUGGACCAGAUGAACAAAAUAGUGGAGGUUCUUGGGAUCCCACCUAAUCACAUAAUGGACCUAGCCCCAAAAGCCAGGAAGUUCUUCGAGAAGCUUUCUGAUGGUACAUGGAGUGUUAAGAAGACCAAAGAUGGCAAAAGGUAUAAACCUCCAGCCUCACGGAAGCUCCACUCCAUCCUGGGUGUGGAGACAGGAGGUCCAGGUGGCCGGCGGGCAGGAGAGUCUGGCCACGCUGUUGCUGACUACUUGAAGUUCAAGGACCUGAUCCUGCGGAUGUUGGACUAUGACCCUAAGAGCCGCAUCCAGCCCUACUAUGCCCUGCAGCACAGCUUCUUCAAGAAGACGGCGGACGAGGGGACCAACACGAGCAGCAGCGUGUCCACGAGCCCUGCGUUAGAGCAGUCCCAGUCUUCAGGAACCACGUCCAGUACCUCCUCCAGUUCAGGAGGAUCUUCUGGGACGAGCACCAGUGGCAGAGCGAGGUCAGACCCGACACAUCACCACUUACACAGUGGAGGACACUUUGGCACGGCCCUGCCGGCCAUCGAUGGAGACAGCCUCUGCCCACAGGCACGGCAGCCGUAUCCGCCACCGCUGGUGUGGGGGGGCGGCGUGGGACCAGAGUCGGUCACUGGAGAGACACACCCGGUCCAGGAAACCACCUUCCAUGUUCCCCCUCAGCACCCGAAGGCCCUUCAUCCCCACUCACAUGCUCAUCACCACCACGGGCAGAUGAUGGCGACGCGGCCACGCCCACGUCACUACACCUCCCCGACACACAGCUCCUCCACACAGGACUCCAUGGAAGUGGUUCACGGUCAUCUGUCCAUGACCUCCCUGUCUUCCUCUGCCUCCUCUUCCUCUACAUCGUCCUCUUCCACUGGGAACCACGGCAACCAGGCAUACCAGCUCCGCCAUUUGCCCACCGGAGCGCUGGACUUUGGUCAGAACGGCGGGCUGAGUAUGGGGCUAGGUGCCUUCUCGAACCCGCGGCAGGAGACUGGCAUGGCAGCGCACCCUGCUUUCUCCAUGGGCACGAACACGGGGCCCGCCCACUACCUAGCGGAGGGUCACCUGGGCAUGAGGCAGGGCAUGGACCGGGAGGAGUCUCCAAUGACUGGAGUGUGUGUGCAGCAGAGUUCCAUGGCCAGCUCGUGACUGCACUGACUUUGGCUGUGUGUCCCCCUGUGCGUCAUUUUUAAGGUGGUGUUUUUUACUACAAGGUGUGUUGAGAACAAAAAGCUGCUCAUGUCAGAAGGGAGAUAUCACUGAACCGCUACUACAGAGAAAAAUCUUUGUUCAAAAAGUAUAUAUGUAAUUUUCAUCCGUUCUUUCUUUUGCAAUCAUUAGGCACAAAAAUAAUCCUGCAGAAUAACCAUAGUGAGAUUGAGUCAUUCAUCUUACCAUUUCACCACUUUCAUGUAAUCACCAUAUGGUAUUAAUGUGGCAGAAUCUUCUGAGGAGCAUUUCAGCGUGUGAAGAGUGCGAAGCAGGUAUCUGCUCGCUGACAUCACUGUUCCACUGGUUCUUCAUUAUUUUUGCCCUUUUCAGUGAAGUUUGACGUCUGAGCCGCUCGUGGAUCCUGCAGCUCGGCGGCGCGGGGAAAGUGUUUGCAGUGAUAUUUCUUGUUGUCGGUCGGUUUUGUGUAACUCUGUCGAAGGGGAAGCACAUGGCAGUGGAGCCGCUCCCUCAAGCGUGUGCUGGCCGGUCGGUCGGAGAGGAGGGCCCGCACCCGUCGGGUCACAGCGGAGGGGAAGCACCACCCUCAGGCCUGGAGGCAAACUGCAGCCGUGCCCGGCACAGACGAGAGCAGCGACGGGCUGUGGAGACGCGAGGAUCCGGCCCGGUGAGAGGAAGACAGUCAGCGGCUGGUUCUAGAAAACCCUUUGGCCUUAUGACUCAUGGACAUGGAAUGAGAUGGAGCUGGACAUUAUCAUUUGAAUUAAGAUGGCUUUUCUCUAUUUUUCUCUCUAGACAGCCCUUAAUUCUUUAAGGAAAUAAAAACCAACUUAGCAAAGGUAAAUAAGAAUGGUAAUUUGAGGCCUUUCUCGACAAAGAUUACUUCUUCAGCAGGGCCCCACAUAACAGGGUCUUAUUGUACACAACAACCUCCUAAACAUUACUUCCUUGAAAAUCUUGUUCACUGGUUAAGGAUUUUGCAGUGGAAAGAACUAUCUAUUCCAGAGUCUACCCUUUUCUGUUCAGUUCUCCCCUUUUUGCAUGUAGUUCCUCAUCAGAACCACCUGCACAAGUCUCUCCAUCCAAAAACAUGGAAACUGAAGAAAAAACUGAGUUAAGUGACUGCCUUUUUUCUCCUCAAAUUAUGCUGUGAAUUUUACAAGAAUUUAUUUUCCCUUUGGAUAUGUUUUUAUACCAAAGCAGUUGUUUUAUAGCAUAUAGGUGUCUGUAACCAAUAAUGUAGCAGUUCACCACUUUGACGCAAAGUUUAUCAAGAUCUUAUUUUAAACGUCAAUACAAACAGCUGCAAUAUUUUACUUUAGCAAACGUGGAGACGUUGUCAGGCGUCGGCUCGGUGUAUUCUGGCCACAUCCGUCUGCAAUGUUUCACCAAAACUGUUUCCAUAUUAAUUGGUAGAUUAUUUUGGGAGUCUUUUAAAACUUUGGUAUGUUAGAGAAUUUGGUAGUUACUCUGCAGGCUCCGGAGUAGCAGGAUAGAAGCCGAUGGUUUAAAAAAAAAAAGAAAAAAGAAAAGAAAUAAGGAGACUAAUGCGUUCUAUUUCUGUGUCGUCGUUUUUCUUUCGCCCCAUCAUACUAUUUCAAAGGGUUUUGCUGCCUUUCAUACAUCAUUUUGGUCAACUUGGCUACUUUGUGCCAUCGAGUAAGACUUGACGCUGGUGUCCUGGCAGUGAGGAUAAAAGUGGCAAAAGAGUUUGUGUUGAGUGGUUUUUGUUCUGGUUUGUUGGAGCAGAUCCAUGAUUCAAGCUGUCCAUCAGCCCACAGUCACAGACACACAUAUGUCCUCAACACAUGACAGUCAAUAUCCAGAUUUUUGUUUGAUAUCAGGGAGUUUGAAGUGCUUUCUUUCUUCUGUUGCUCAUUUUAUCAGCUUUGAAAUUCGACAGAAAAAUAAAAGAAAAAAAGAAAUCAAACCUGCCCACAGUCACCUUUCAAAUCCAGGGCAGACGUUGCUGUUGUCAUUUUUAAACGGAGAAAACCAUCGUAUUAAAAUCAUGCUUGGUAUUUUCCACUAACAAAAUGUAAAGCUACCUAUACUGAGAUUGGGGUUUUAUCUGGAUGUCAAGGUUAAUUGCAAAUUUGCAAUCAUUUUUGUUUCAUACCCCGCAGAAUUUGAGACAUUUAGAAGUGGCCAGUGGUUUUCUGACUGGCAUUCAUACUGGUACUAAACAUUCCAAAAAUAAAGACUGAAAAAGAAAAAAAAAAACAUUGACUGCAGUGACUCGUAAGUGUGCGCCUAUUUCAGAUCAUGCUGAUUGACCUCUUAUUUAGAGCAGUUGUCAUGAAAUGCAGCCCCUUUUUAAUAGUUGAAAUAGAAUUUAUGUAUAUAUUUAUAUUUUUUUAAUAAAGGAAGUAUAGAACUCACUACCUUGCUCCUGCUGGUAUGUUGAUUAUGUUUGUCAAUUUGGUGACCAUUCAGUGGGCAGGAACUCCUGUUUUCUUAGUGGCAAACCCUUGCCUUUUGGCAAAGGUACUUGACUACAUCAGGACAACACUAUGAGGUAGGGUUUGAAUCAAACAGGGAAAGCUAGAUCUUCAAACCUUAAUUUUCACAGGGUAUAUUGUAAGUGCAUGUACAUCACAAACCUUACGUUUUGGUUAUAUGAGAAGCACAUGGUUGGAAAAAAAAAGAGGUUCCAUCUUUCAUAAGCCUGUUCAGUUUGUGGCUUACACACAAACACGUAUACUUGUCCACAUAUCCCAAAACCCGACAGAAGUUGAAAUCCUCGUAUUUAAUUUGGAUUUAUCCUUUUUCUUUUUUCUUUUCUUUUUUUAAUUUUUUCCACAUUUUUUCACUUUUUUUGUACAUGCAACAUGCACUAUAGAAUUGAACAGCAUGGGGGAAAGGAUAAGUCCAUGUAUCCACAGAUUGUAAGAUCUAGUCAAGACUUUGCUGUGUUUAUGACAAUGCCCUUUGUAUUAUAUUAAGACAGUCUUAUGUAUGAUAUAUAAAAAGAAGUUAAUUGAAAUGA